AAUCACCACAGCCUCGUUAAGUAGAAAGAAGAGACGUUGUUAAACGCCCCAUGUGGGCACAAGAGAACUAAAUAAAUCAACAUUAUACAUCAAUUAAUGCAGACCCAUUUUCAAGAUAUAAUUCCUCUGUUGAAAGAGGAAGUUGUCAUCUAUUCAGUGAAUACCACCAUUCCAACUACGUCUCAAGUCAAGUGGAGCGAUGACGACUAUUGCUACGGAUGAAAACCUAUUCUCAAAAGCCUUGAAGGGUUGGAAAGAUCAGCUCCGACCUAAAGACAGGAGGGGCAAAUUCUAUGAGCGCGUCAUAGAGAUUCAAGCGGCUUCUAUGAACUUAAGUGCUAAUGAAGAAGUCGAAGUUUACGCCCAAGAAUUGAAAGAUUUCCUAAAAAGGUAUGAGAAAGAGAACAAAUUGAGCAGGAUAUGUUCGAAGAUCCGCCCGCUAGUCGGGUCGUUAAAGCGCUUGAUGAUGGCAGGCAUACACAUCGGCCAGAGCACUACGAUGGGUUCGGGGGGAGCAGUCUUUGGCGGUGCUCUACUCCUCCUGGAACUCUCGAAAGAUCACGAGGGGACGUUUAGUAAGAUGGGCGACCUCAUGCACGAUAUCGAUGUGAGGUUGUUCUGCAAUGAUAAGAACCAGGCCUCCUUUAGAACAUCUAAGAAGAUGCAGGAGAUGCUCGUCGAAGACUAUACGACGAUUAUCAACAUCUGGCACCGGGCAUCUAUUAUUCUCGGCCGGUCGACCUGGAGAAACCUGGGAAGCAGCCUGGUCAAGUCCAUUUCCGAAGAAUGGGAUGAAUACCUGAGGAAGCUAGAGAAGAAUGCGAGGGACAUGAGAAUGAUAGCCGAAGCGAUUGCCACCAAAGAGGCACGACAUCGCAAAAUAGCCAAGUGGAUCGCUGGCGGACAAAAGCACGACAAGUUCGAUUUCCGGAACCGAGGCUAUCAAGACCGAACCUGUACCUGGAUCCUGGAGGACGAGAGAUUCAAACGCUGGUGCUCAGAUGCCAGCAUCACAAAUCAAGUCGUGUGGUAUAAUGCUCCUCCGGGGUCGGGAAAGACCUUCCUCUCAGCCAUGGUGGCACGCCAUAUGGAAGAGAAGAAUCUCCAGGUGGUACACUUCCGCUUCGAUUACAACGACAACGAGCGGAACAGUCCGCUCAGCGCGCUUCGCUCCAUCGCUCUGCGCUUAUUGAAGAUCAGCGCCACUAUUCGUGACGACAUCCCCGACGGGGUCUACGACCUAUAUGAGGCAGAAGCCAAACAUUAUGCCGACCAAUUGACUAAACCCAGGACGGCUAUCGGUAUUAUCAAAGCCUUUCUCAACGACAUUCCACGUGUUCACAUUAUCGUGGACGGGCUGGACGAAUGUCAGCAGAAUGCUGACGAGAGUCUGGACCUGUUGUCUGACCUGUUCUGCUACGCGGCAAACGGCAUUGUGAAAUGGUUCUUCACCAGCCGCAGCGAGCCCCCGAUCCGGAGGACGAUGCAGAACGCGAACGUUGUCGAAAUAUGCCCAUCUAAAGACCAGAUCGAGCGAGAUAUCACCAUCUAUCUAGAAGCGAAGAAAAGCGAGAUGAAGAUCAAGAUGUGUGAGGACUGCGUUGCCCUUAUCACGGCCAAAUCGGACGCCAACUUUCUGUACUCUGCCCUCAUCUUCCGCAUCCUCUGCGACGACACGGGGAUGAGCGAGGAAGAGAGACACGAGCAGCUCUCAAGCUUCCCCGACGGGUUAAAGCACCUUUAUCAACGUUGCAUUGCUAGAAUCGCACAACGGGAUAAAAUCCAUCGAGACUUUGCGAGGCGCAUAUUCGUGUUCAUGGCAUGCGCAGCCCAGCCCUUCACCAUCAACCAGCUGCUGCAUGCUCUGGCGGUCAGACUCGGCCCGGGUCACGACGAAUUUCAGCCCAGCCGUAUCUCGGAGUUCAAGCGUAUUCGUGAUCUCUGCGGCUCCCUCAUCGAGGUAGAGGACGCUGCCGAAGGCCAGAGCGACGGAGACCGCGUCAUCAAGUUCGUCCACAAAUCCGUCUUAGAGUACCUGACGCAGAGCCCGGCAGAAUUGGGGAUUGAGGACAGGGAGUUUCAGAGCUUCUUUGUUGAUAUCAAAGAGGGGAACCGAGAGCUGGGCCGACACUGCUUGGGAUACCUUAACUACCGGCGCUACCAGGGCAAAGUCGAUAUAAGCACGAUGUUGAGCGACAGGGAAGAGCACGCGCUCCUAAAAUACGCAGCGGCAUUCUGGUUCUUGCAUCUCGGGCGGGGCGACCCGUCGCCCGAGCUCUUCGCUGAAGUGAAGUCGUUCCUCCAAAGCCCUGCCUUCUGGACCUGCCUCGCCGCGCAAGCCAAGGCCCACCCGCAUUUGUUCUCUACAUACACCAAGACGGGAUCUGGUUUCGCUGUAGGUCAGCGUGACGUGCUGAUAGGAGAUAGACAGAUCGCAGACAUCUUGCCGCACUGGCUUCCUGGCUGUGCGCCUGACGGGCACAGGUAUACCAAGGCACUCCAGGAGUACAUAGCAGAGUGGAACGGGAUGCUGAAGCUCUCUGACGAACCGUGGGGCCACUGCGUGAUGGACCAGGAGAGCUGUGAACUCUUUGCGGGGUUGAAGUCGGUCGAGUGCGAAAACGUCCGGCUGCAAAAGCUUAUGCCGAUGGGAUUUCCCUCGACAACCUCUCUGACCGACAUCUCCUUCAAGGGAUCAGAUCUUUGUACUCGGAUCGCUUAUCCAAAUGGGAAUGGUAUGGGUUGGUCCGACAUCUCCGCAAAGGUGAUCCAUCGGCCCGAGCAUCAUGUCUUCCAAAAUGUGCACUGCAAAUCUGACUUCGGGGACCGACUUAUUCGAUUUAGUCGUAGCAUCAUACAAAACACGACAGAGAGUCGCAGCGCCUGGUCUAUCAACCUCUACAACAUGUCUAUUGAGUACGAUGGACAAGAAGUAUAUACCGGUCUACCCGACAGGGCAAUCGCUCGGGAUUCGACUACGUGGAACAUGGUUACGCAGUCAGUUUCAACGAUAGAGAACGACACGGCUUACGGGAUCCAUUUCACCGCCUCUUCUCUUUGCAAGUCUUAUAGAGAAGAGAUUGACUCGGCCCAUGGAGACGAUACACCCUCCGAAGAAUCUAGCGAGGACGGCCCUUCAGACCCUGCCGAUGAUUCCGGUCAUCACUCCGACAGCGACCCUGACGAACAUCCGGGCGACAGUGAUACAAAAGCCAAAUAUAGUUGUCUUGUUUUCCUUCGCGAAGGAGAAACUCCUAUCGUGCGUUCGUGGACUAGGGGUCGCGGUCGGCCCCAAGUAUCUUGCGCAUUUCACCCCUUUCAGAAGGUAGCCGUGUGGUCUCAGUCCCCGGGCGAAUUACAAGUCCUCGAUAUGACAACAGGGGAAAUAAGCGUACGGCAGAUUGACGAGCCGGCUGAGUCUAACAGCUCCGCGUCCGCGGUCGUGAGAAGUCUUCACUUUUCUGGUUGCGGCCGGUACCUUGAUUAUCUGCUGAUCACUUACGAAGACGAUGCUACUAAAACUUCGCUCUGUAAUGUAUUCCUGUCAACCUACAAAUACGGGGACAAGGCCGCAACGGAUCCGUUACCAGGUACGGUCCGAAGACUGGUAUAUAAAGUUGGUGAAGCAACGGACGCAUUGCCUGAGCCUUACUUGCUCUCGCACUGGGACACCAACUACGUGUACUUGUGUCUGCCAGACUUUUCACUCUGUCCCAAAAUCGUGCGGUUUAGCCUCAGAUACGACCACUUGGAGGCCUCCGCCGCGGACACAAGCCCGUAUACGAUCCAGACACUAACACAUGCUCUAUUUUUCCCCACUUCGACAGCCAGACGCAGCCCACGGAUCUUAUAUCGCGGCAGCCUCUGCGCCGGAAAGCCGGACCGACUCGUGCUCGCGCUAGACUCGCUACGCCUCUCCGACUCCUCGGGUCAGCGCUUCGAGGCGCCGCCCUUGGUGAUUACGUGGAAGAUCAGCAAGGCGCUGUGGCGGGCGUGGAAUCCGGAGACGGAUCGCGACCCCAACAAAGUCUGGCCCAGCGUGGAGGCGUAUUACGAAAUGCGAGGCGCGUUCCUGGAUCGUACUCGUCGAUUUGAAGUUGUCGUGCGUUCCAGGCUGGACUACACUAAAGAGUCGUUCUUAUCCUGCCUGUAGUACUAGGCACAUGUGUUUACACCGUGAGCAGCUAACAGUCUGAAACCGUUUAAGAAGGUACUUGUUGUUUUGAGUAGGGAACUUAAGCUAUAACAGAAUGGAAUCAAAUCAAGUUACUUAGAAAUAUUUAUCCCCAUUAACGAAGAGCGUUGCAAUGUAACAUACGAGGACUCGCCAGGAACCAGAACAAGAACCGAUGCGACGUAAGGAAUUCCACCUAUAAUAAUACACUCAAAGCCUACAUAACCCACGGGGAGACGUAGGCGGCUGCGUUUUCGCGUAGCAACAAGCCUAACGAGAG
Messenger RNA from Durotheca rogersii, 4454 nucleotides. RefSeq lists its product as uncharacterized. The transcript is spliced from 5 exons. Bases 200 to 4153 code for a protein of 1317 amino acids. The record is from RefSeq and is a predicted model, not a curated record. NCBI's taxonomy places the organism in Eukaryota, Fungi, Ascomycota, Sordariomycetes, Xylariales, Xylariaceae.